AUGUUGAGUCACGCGCGGAUCGCGGAGGCGACUAAUGACGCCCGGCGUAAGCGGAAGGAACGUGACUCGUCGGACUCGUCUCUGACUCAAUCUCCGGCUGUGGCAGCGCCCGAAACGAGUCACACUCGGAUCGGACCUAGCCCGAUUCCUGUUCCUGGUCCGGUUCGAGCCGGCAACAACCGGCUGCUGGCCGGGUGCCUGGCGCACGAGUUCCUGACCGGAGGGACGCUGUUGGGGAAGCGGUGGGGGAAGGAAACGGGCGCGGGGUCGGAGCUCGACAAGGCGGCGAGCUCUGGAGAGUCGAUUCGGGGCCGGGAAGCGCCGAGCUCGUAUGCGGCGGUGACUUAUUUGCUGAAGGCGGAGGCAGCCUGCAUUCCGGGCGUGGUGAACCCCACGCAACUCGCUCAUUGGCUCGACAAAUGA
Zingiber officinale is the source of this 423-nucleotide messenger RNA. RefSeq lists its product as uncharacterized. The record is from RefSeq and is a predicted model, not a curated record. The coding region runs from base 1 to 423 and encodes 140 amino acids. NCBI's taxonomy places the organism in Eukaryota, Viridiplantae, Streptophyta, Magnoliopsida, Zingiberales, Zingiberaceae. The transcript has a single exon.